UUUUAAAGAAGAACUUGUCCACUACCUAGAGCGCCCAUCAUCUAAUCCUCUAAUAGAAGCCAAUCCCCAACUCACCGUGUGUCCCCCAUUCCCCUGUCCCUUGAGAGCUUAGAGAACAUGAGAGAGUCUCCCCCUCCUUCUGUCAUUCACCCCCACACCGAAACUGAUGUGCCACAAUGCAAGCCACCCCCACUCUCUUAGGAAAUAGUUUUCAUUUCCCAGCCUUUGGGGUGUGUUCCACCACUCCUCCUCCCCAACACCUUGCCUCCUGUUAGGAAAUAGCUUUCAUUUUCCACCCUUUAUUUCUUGAAAUUUGUGGUGUUGCUGGGGUCAAUUUUGUUGCUAAUUGGUUUAUGACCGGGGAGGUGUUGUUCGAGCUAGGAGGCUUUGAGAUUGUUAGGGGGUAUUCAUCUCCUUGGCCCCUCCAUACACACCCCACCCAGAUCUUGUCAAUACCUCGUCCAUGAUUGCAUCACUGAGAGCUGUAGGAAACAAGGCCCCUAGGAGUUGGUACUUUCCAUAUGACUUUGUCGCUGCUGUGCUUUGCGAUACUCCAAUCUCAGAAAUACAGCAGAAGUACGAAGGGCGCUGGAUGCCCAAGACCAAUGACUUGGAACAUGUAUUUAUGCCAAUUUGGGAACCCGUAGACGCCUGGUACGUGAUGCUGUUGGAUGUUAAGGCCUUAAAAAUAUAUGCUUUGGACGUUAGUAGGUCUCCAGAAUCUAUUGUGCGAAGGGAAUCAAACAUGAACAAAAUUCGGCAUGCUUUGGGGAACAUGUUCAUCCACAGUAGGAACAUCAUUAACUUCCGCUACACAUCCCCUGACCCCUCAAAUUGGGGGAACUACAUCUACUCAGAGGGUCUGCCGAAAGACCUGCAGAGAGUCUGGCCUAUGGUGCUUAUCAUGGCUACAACACAAAGGGGGCUUCUCUACAAAAAUAUUCCCCUACAUCGGGAACUUUGAUGAAGUGCAAAUGAGAGCUGCGUUACACAUUAUGCAGUUGACAUCAACCGGUAUCGUGCUUUCGUUGAGAGCAAGGCAAAAGUUGUUUGGCAAGAAAUCACAUCUUCCCAUGACAAGGAGUCCGUCAACAAUGAAGGCAUCUGAUGGAUUCAUAUCGCCGUAAAUUCUUUUUAACCAAAUGGCGUGCUCUGCUUUUGUGAUUCAGUGAUUUGUCAUUGUGUAGGUUAUUGGGAGAAGUGGUUGUAUUUUUUUUAGGCUACAUAUGUAGUAGUAAGAAAGCAUGCGCGCAAUGAACUCAAUGUGGUGCAUUUUAAAUUGUCAUGACAACUUUAAUAUGCCUUUUUGGAGCAACUAAACCAUGGCCACCCAUGUGCCCAGUGAGUAGCCUAAUUUUAGUUGCCUUAGCUAGGGAGCACAGACAAUCCCUCUCCUUUGCUGAAUGUUUCCAUUUGAUAUAUAUAAGGCUACAUCUAGUUACACCUUUUGGAGGUACAAUGCUGAAAAUUUCUUCAUGUUUUACUGAUAUGUGUAUCUAAUCUUCC
Arachis ipaensis is the source of this 1506-nucleotide messenger RNA. The record is from RefSeq and is a predicted model, not a curated record. NCBI's taxonomy places the organism in Eukaryota, Viridiplantae, Streptophyta, Magnoliopsida, Fabales, Fabaceae.